AUGUGGUUUAAGGAUAUGUCCGUGGACUUCACCCAGAAGGAGUGGCUGCUGCUGGAUCCGGCCCAGGGAGGUGAUGCUGGAGAACUACAGAGCACUCACAAAGGAAAGAAAAGCUAUGACUGUAAUAAAUGUGAGAAGAGCUUCCUGAAGAAAACACACCUUUCUCACCAUCAGAGUACACAUGCAGGGAAAAAGCCCUAUGAGUGUAAUGAAUGUGGGAAGUCCUUCUUUGUGAAGUCCAACCUGACUGAACAUCGGAGAAGUCAUACAGGCGAAAAACCUUAUGGAUGUCAUGAAUGUGGAAAAUCCUUCUGCCAGAAGUCUGCCCUCACGGUGCACCAGAGAACUCACACGGAAGAGAAACCAUACAAAUGCAGUGAAUGUGGGAAAACCUUCUGUGUGAAAUCAAACCUCACUCAACAUCAAAGGACCCACACAGGUGAGAAACCCUAUAAAUGUAAUGAAUGCUAGAGAUCUUUCUGUGUAAAAUCCAACCUUGUUGUGCAUCAAAGAACUCACACAGGAGAAAAACCUUACAAAUGUUCUGAAUGUGGAAAAACCUUCUAUGAAAAGUCAGCCCUCACCAAACAUCAGAGAAUUCACGGGGAAAAACCCUAUGAGUGUAAUGAAUGUAGAAAAACCUUCAGUCAGCGGUCAGCCCUCACCAAGCAUCAAAGAAAAACACACAAGAAAAAAAAAUCAACUCCCCACAACUCUCUCCAUGUACAGAAGACUGCACCUGAGUCAAGCUUGUAG
This is a messenger RNA of Condylura cristata (star-nosed mole), 756 nucleotides long. Its product is annotated as zinc finger protein 248-like. The record is from RefSeq and is a predicted model, not a curated record. Gene Ontology annotation, biological process: regulation of DNA-templated transcription. NCBI's taxonomy places the organism in Eukaryota, Metazoa, Chordata, Mammalia, Eulipotyphla, Talpidae.